This is a messenger RNA of Morchella sextelata, 2694 nucleotides long. RefSeq lists its product as uncharacterized. The coding region runs from base 1 to 2694 and encodes 897 amino acids. The record is from RefSeq and is a predicted model, not a curated record. NCBI's taxonomy places the organism in Eukaryota, Fungi, Ascomycota, Pezizomycetes, Pezizales, Morchellaceae. Gene Ontology annotation, cellular component: cytoplasm. The transcript has 6 exons. Gene Ontology annotation, molecular function: protein binding.
AUGGCUACGCGCUAUCCAUCCCACCUCGAUCGACACCCUGUCAACGCUGCGAAUGAGGGCUAUUUAUCGUCGCCAUCGGUUGACCGGCGCCGCCCAUCCUCGUUUAAACCCCCAGACGUCCUUGAAACUAUUCACUCGAAAGCACUCGAGAUUAUCCCAAAACCGCCGAAAGCUGGCUCUAGCCCUAUCUUUCGAAUAACCGGUAUUCCUUUGAGCGUUACUCAGGAGGAGUUAAUGGAUAUCCUCAUGGACGAGUUCGACACCGAGAAUGGCAUCCUACCCAAUGCAAGCAGGCUUGGGAGCUGCUCGUCAUGUUACGGUGAUCGAACGCAAACCGCACUGCUUGAGUUCACUCCCAGAGCACCUUCUAUACUACUCGACUACCUUAAAGAUAAAUCAAAUAAGGGAUAUAUGAUCUCUCACCCUAGCGGCGAAGACAUCACUAUUGAUCAGGAUUUCUAUGGGCUGACACAGCUAUAUCCCACUAGUGGGCCAAUUAAAGCCGAUAUCGUCGCAGUGUGUGGUCUGGAUGGACACGCAUACGGUUCCUGGUCUGGGAAAGAAGAUAACCGCGGAAUCAAGCGAAUGUGGCUAAGGGAUUUCCUACGUGACGAUCUUCCUUCCUGCAGGACAAUGAUAUAUGGCUACGAUUCUCGGCUCAAGGGGGCCUACGGACUACGCGAGGUACCAAAUUACACGGAUAUGUUCCUAGAGGAACUCAAGAAAGCUCGACGAACGCGCGAGGAGAAAAAUCGACCGAUUGUGUUCAUUGGCCAUAGUUUUGGGGGAAUACUUAUCGCUGAGGCGGUCGUUAAAGCGAAGGUGAACGUCGAUAAAUAUGAGUCAUUAUUUGAGAAUACCAAAGCCACCAUAUUCUAUGCAACACCACAUCGAGAACUGGUCGUGGAUGAUAUCAUAAGCAUGACCGGGGAUGAUUCUGCACGGGAAGAUCUAGUGAAAUCUUUAAGACAUAGAUCGGAGGGAGACCUACACAAGUUCAAAGAUUGCACAUCACCUUAUGGACUGAAAAUCAUAAGUUAUAAGGAAAUCGAACCGACUCAGAAGUUAAUCAAGGAUGAGAAUGGUGAAUGGGCCAGGAAAGGUGGCUUCUUUAACGAAGUAGCGGAAGAAUCCGCUGUCCUUCACCUUCCCGCCUCCAUUGAAGACAGGCUAGCAGUUGAUGGGGACCAUUCCACACUGGUAAAAUUUCAAUACAAGGCUCAACUAUCGUACACCAGCGUUCUCAGGCAGGUUGAAGGAUGUACGAACGAUACUGGGGUGAGUCGAUAUGUUACUGCAGAGAGCGCCAUAAAGAAUGGAACUUAUCACGAUCUAGCGCGUGUUCUCGAAAGUGGAACUAUGGAUGUUAACGUCCCUUUGAAACACUUGCAAAAUUCCCCGACACUACUUCAUAUUGCCACUUCCACAAACGAUGUUAGAAAAGUAGACCUGCUUCUCGAAAAAGGGGCAAACAUCGAAGCUCGCGAUUGUGAUGGUUCUACCGCACUUCACGAAGCAAUCGCAUCCAAGAACAUCAAGAUAGUUGAGUUGCUACUACAGAGCGGCGCUCCAAAUCCCUCCCAAGAAUACUGUCCAAACCAUGACCCGAGGUAUCAUUUGCCACUGCUUCAUUUUGCGUGUGCGGAGGGUAAUUGCGAGAUUGUGGAAAUUUUUUUGAAGAGUGGGGACGCAAGUCUGGAAGUUUGUGCGGGAUAUCAGAGCUAUCAUCCUGUGCACUUUGCAGCGAUGAACAAGGACGCCUCGGUACUAGAGAUGUUGAUUGUGAAAAAGAAGGUGUCUACGGAGGUAGAGGAUCGUGAAGGAAGGACACCGCUUCAUUUGGCGACCGCAAGUGGAUUAGAGAGGAACAUCAGAUCACUCCUCCUCCAUGGUGCUAAUAUCGAAGCUACGGAUCAGUCUGACUCUUCUCCAUUACAGGUCGCGAUCGAGAGUGGGAAUGAAGUAGUGAUGGAUGUCCUCCUGGACAAUCACGCAGAUAUCACAGAUGGGCGCGGCUAUGAUAAGAAUACGGCCCUACAUCUUGCGUGUAUGGGAUUGAAUGAGAAACUAGUAAAGAGGCUUCUUGACCGUAAGGCAGAGAUCGAAGUAAGGAAUUCAUCUGGCAUGACUCCAUUGCUAUAUGCCGCCAAACGUGGCUCAAAAUCGAUCAUUGAACUACUAGUACGCAACAAAGCAGACGUAACUGCGGUAGAUUAUAACGGUCGAACUCUCUUACACAUGGCGGCGGAAAACAUGAACGAAGACUUGGUAGAAUUGAUUCUGAGCUAUGGGGCUGAUAUCGAGGCCCUAGACCAUAAUAACUACACUCCACUACUCGCCGUGGCGCAAUAUCGUAAUGGACCAGCGGCUGGAAGCCUUUUGAGAAAUGGAGCUUCUACCGACCGAAAAGACUUCGAAGGGAACACAACACCACUGCAUUAUGCUAUUACGGGGGGCUCUUAUGAGAUUGUCAAGCACCUUCUCGACCACAAAGCCAAUGUUCAAGCAAGAGAUGAAAUGCAGGAAACGCCACUGCACAUUGCGGUAAGUUAUGGGAACGAAAAAAUAGUUAAAUUACUUCUGGAACACAAGGCGGAUAAAAAGGCUAGAAACCUUCAUCUAGCGCAGCCGAUAGACGCGGCACGGAAACUAAGGAAUAUAGCCUGCAUCAAGCUACUCGAAGAAGGGUCAUAG